Messenger RNA from Ahaetulla prasina, 2735 nucleotides. RefSeq names its product N-acetylglucosamine-1-phosphodiester alpha-N-acetylglucosaminidase (gene NAGPA). The transcript is spliced from 11 exons. Lineage: Eukaryota; Metazoa; Chordata; Lepidosauria; Squamata; Colubridae. Bases 5 to 1792 code for a protein of 595 amino acids. The record is from RefSeq and is a predicted model, not a curated record.
CCCCAUGAACUGCCUGUCACACGUCCCAGGCAGGGGGCUGGCAGGUUUUGCCCUGGCCGCGGUUUUCGGGGGGCUGUUUCACUGCUUUUGGGGCGUUCACGGCAGUGCGGGAGCCUGGAAUUCGUUGAACGAUGACCUCUUGCUGCCGUAUCUUCCUCCCCAGCAUGGCCCGCGGCACCACCAUCGCUACAUCCGAGACUGCCAGGCUCUCCUGCAUGGCAACGCGACGCAUGAAACCUGGCCCAGCGACAACAGCAGUGCUUUCCCUCUGGCUAUUACAUAUACAUUCGUUUCGGACUUCCCACCGCACCAUCCAAAUCGUCGCCAGGUGUACGGCCACUUGACUAUUGUGCGAGACCCCCUGAGGACUUUUUCUGUCCUAGAGCCCGGAGGACCGGGGGGCUGCCAGCUCCACCGCAGAGCUACUGUGGAAGAGACAGUGAGCCAAAGUCAGUGCCUUGUGGCCCAGAAUGGGGGCUAUUUCGAUACAAAGACUGGAGCAUGUUUAGGGAACGUCGUCAGCAAUGGGCAGUUGGUACAGUCCUCUGGAGUGCAGAAUGCUCAGUUUGGUAUCCGGAAAGAUGGCACUUUAGUCUUUGGCUACCUCUCUGAGGAGGAGGUCUUGGCUACAGACAACCCAUUUGUGCAGCUUGUCAGCGGAGUGGGUUGGCUUCUGCGAGACGGAGAGGUCUACGUGAAUCAAAGCCAGGUGGCAGAAUGUGACAAGACUCAGGAAACAGGGACUUUUGACACUUUUGUCAAUAUGGUGUCUGCCAGGACGGCUGUGGGGCAUGACCGCCAAGGACAGCUCGUGUUGUUUCACGCAGAUGGGCAGUCGAGCAUCAGAGGCCUGAAUCUCUGGGAAAUGGCAGAAUUCCUGAAGGAGCGUGGUGUUGUGAAUGCGAUCAAUCUGGACGGUGGGGGAUCGGCUACUUUCGUUGUCAACGGAUCUCUUGCUAGCUACCCUUCGGAUCACUGUGUGUUUGACUCUACCUGGCGCUGCCCGCGGAGCAUUUCGACCGUCUUGUGCGUGCACGAGGCUGCCUGCCGACCUCAAAACUGCAGCGGGCACGGGCACUGUGUGCGUGGACAAUGCCUCUGCCACGGAGCUUUCUGGAGUGGGCCAGCCUGCGAUAUGCUGGAUUGUGGCCCUUCCAACUGCACUCUUCAUGGAAUGUGCACGGAGGUGGGAUGCGUCUGUGAUGCUGGUUGGACCGGUGAAAACUGCACCCAAGCUUGCACCAACGGUACCUACGGGGACAGCUGUGCUCAGAAAUGCCUCUGCCGCAACAACGGCAAGUGUGACCCUGUGCAUGGAUCCUGCACUUGCCCAGUGGGCUUCCAAGGAAUCUUCUGUGAAGAAGCUUGUCCUCUCGGACGAUUCGGACCUAACUGUCAGCAUCGCUGUCAGUGCCCAAACCAAUGUUACUGUGAUCGGAUGACGGGCAGCUGCAACAUUUCUCUAGACUCAACCAUCCUGGAUAAAUUAUCUAGAGCUGGGCCAUGCCUGCUACAAGCUACCUCAAAGGAAGAGUUCCUUUUCUCCAAGAAAGCCUGGGUUGCAAUAAGCCUGGGUUUGCUUGUCCUGCUUUUGCUCAGCGUGUUGGUGAACGUCAGACUGGCUCUCCGCGACACCAACAAGCGUCGUGAACGCGGCCAGUACAUCUCUGUGCCCCUGGAAGAGAUCAAUGGUGGGAUCAAAGACAGGGAUCUGGCAGCAGCUUGGGAGGCCGACGAUCCCACCGAGGCUGCCUGGGACACGAAUCCGACCGAAAGGGUUCAUCUGCUGUGAUCAAGUUUCUCUUCCAUGGAGCAAAAACCUCAAGAGGAGCCGCCGUUCUUCAAUGUGGAAGUUUUGCUCCAUCGCUGGGGAAUCGGUUGCCAUUUUUCCUUAUUGCCUUAAUUGGAACCAGUAGCCUAGGAGGGGUCUGCAACUCUUUGGGUUUCCAAAGAGGGAAGCUUCCAUACUUGUGUGGAAAUAUUUUAGUUUUGGGGAGAAGGUGAAUGUUGGUCACCAGAAGUGGCCAUCUCCCGAAUGUUUCCAACGGAACUGGACGGCAGCGUCUCCUGGUUGAAAUGCUGUAGAAGAUUUGAUGAUUGGAGAGACGGGAAACGAUUUAUUUAUUUUUUUGAGGAUUUCUUCCUGCCUUGCAACAUUCGGAAGCCGCCUCCCAAAAUGUUUACAGGUAGUCCUUGGUUUGCAACCGUUCAUUUAGUGACCGUUAGAAGGCACCAAAAGAAGUCACGGGAUCCAAACUCAGGCAACUGACAUGCAUUUAUGACGGUUGAACUGUCUCAUGUGAUCACCUUCUCAUGCAACCUUCCCAACUGGUUUCUGCCAAGCAAAGUCAAGGGGGGGGGAGGGGGGAGUGCGAUUCGCUUAAUAACCAUGUCAUUCAUUUAACAACAGUAGCGAUUCGCUUAGCUGGGGCAAAACUCAUUCACUGCCUCGCGUAGCAAUAUAAAUUUGGGGGCUCAAUUGUGGUCGUAAGUCGAGGACUACCUGUAGUAUGUCGUCCCCACCCCCCCUCCCCGCCCACCCACUAUAGACACCUUCUUCACACAUACUCCUGGGAAAAAAAGGGGAAUUUGUUCUCUGGACAUCUCUGGACUUCUCUGGGUUUGGAGCUAGCCAGGUUUGGGAAUGCUGCUGUUGCUCUAAGCCAAGGAUGAGCAACCUUAAACACUCGAAGAGCCACAAAGGUCCUAACUCAGGGGUGUCCAAACUUGGUCCC